This is a messenger RNA of Scatophagus argus, 1788 nucleotides long. It is a transcript of the gene mrps31, whose product is annotated as mitochondrial ribosomal protein S31. The transcript is spliced from 8 exons. The coding region runs from base 1 to 1557 and encodes 518 amino acids. Gene Ontology annotation, molecular function: structural constituent of ribosome. Lineage: Eukaryota; Metazoa; Chordata; Actinopteri; Scatophagidae. The record is from RefSeq and is a predicted model, not a curated record. Gene Ontology annotation, cellular component: mitochondrial small ribosomal subunit.
AUGGCUAACAAAGAACACAGGUCUGUGAAUAUCACCUCUCAACCUGAAUUAAAUCUCAUAUUUACUACGGAGAAUAUCGCCCCUUUACACAAGUCUACACGCACCCCGCUGACCAGAACCAAUCUUACCCUGGAGUUUACGGGGGUGACUUUAUGUUGUAGCAACGGAGAUAAAUGUCAGGAACGUGGAAGGGCAUUACAAGAAGCAGUCAUGUAUAGAUUUUUAUUACGGACUGCGUACCCUUCCCGUAAUUUUUCUGUCAGUGUCUACGAGUCGUGUGAGUUUGUAGCGAAAUGUGACAAGGCCGCAGCUCCAGUCUUUUGGGUUGCAAAUGGUGGUGGAGUCAGAGCUCUCAGCUCAAGUUCAGCCAGGCUCUGUGAAAAGAAAAACAAUGCAGACAUCUCUAAUCAAGAUGACAAAGCAAAUGCAGAUAAACAGGGUGACCCAACGGAAACUUUGGUUACACAGAAAGCUGAAGAUGACGGCAAAAUCUUCAAGAUGGCUGAGCAAAGUGGGGAGCCAGUGGUGUUAAAGACAGAUGAUGAAAGUACCGCACAGCAUCAGAUGGAUGUUAAAACUGAACAGGUUGUGGUAGCGCCACAACAAAUGAAGACUGAUGCGACUAAGAGUGGGAAAGAGCGUCUGAUUGACCUUCUUGGAGCCAUGAAGGUGGAAGUAACUAAUAAGAGGAAGCUCAAAAACCUAAAAGUGAAACAAGAUUUUGAGUCUGCGCCCGUGUCAAAGGGAGCUAUGGGGAGCACUGUCAGUACUUUUGAGCAGGCCACAGUCAAGACUUCAUCACAGAGUGAGAAACUGGAUCCGGAACUGGUUGCAGCUGCGUCUGCUGCUGCCUCCACCUUGCCUAACUGCAGUCAGGCCGAGUCUGAGCUGCUCAGGCGGCUGAGGCAGCAGAAGGAUGUCACCGAGGCUCAGAAGAAAGGAGACAUGAGCAACAUUAGCGUAAUUAUCGCUGACAUGAAAGUAGGGAGGAAUCCAAACCGACACAAAAUUUGGCCAAGGAAUCAGAUUCGCUUUGAUGACGAUGGGCAAGGAUACACACAGGACAGAGGAAUCACUGCUGAGCUGGACGGUGUUCGGAUGAAGAGGACGUUGUUCACAGGGAGAAGACUAAACAUCUUCUCCCCCCCCACUGAUGAAGAAGGAGUUGAAUCAACCGUUGCACGGCCAACUCUGUGGGACCUGGACUUUGCCAAUAAGUUGUCUCUAUCGAUGAACCAAAUGCCCCGCAACGGACUUGAGGAAAUGAUCCAGUGGACCAAAGAGGGAAAAAUGUGGCAGUACCCAAUCAACAAUGAAGCCGGCCUUGAGGAGGAAGCCAGUGUCUCGUUCCAUGAGCAUGUCUUCUUAGAGAAAUACUUGGAGGAGGGUUUCCCCCGUCAGGGACCAGUGCGUCACUUCAUGGAGCUUGUGGUGGCUGGUCUGUCCAAAAACCCUUAUCUGACAGUCCAGCAGAAGAAGGAGCACAUUUUCUGGUUCAGAGACUACUUCCAACAGAAAGAGGAAGUCCUCAAAGAUGCUGACGUAUACCUCAACUAACUUUAAGACAAUUAAUGUGUUUUACCAACUCCGCUGGGCCUUGCAGCUGUGUUCAGCUUUACCCAUACUGUUUUACUGGUUCCAGUAACAGAACCUCAUCUCGGAUAUUUUAACUCUUCCAGGAGAAGACUGUGUCUCGCCGUCAAACAUUGUACAGUAUUUGCUGUUACUGAAACGUUGGACAGACGAAAGAACCACUCUUUAAUCACUUCAGCAUUGAUUGUCUUACAG